AGAAAACAUUUUUCAAAUUAGUACUAUGUCUUUCACUUCCGUCAUGAAACAAAUGCGAAGGAACAAUGAUGAACUCUGUACAACUGUUUAAUAUUUUGCUCAUUUGCAAGUUUUUUACUUUUUAAAUCAUGGGAAAUAGAAUUAGUACAACACCUCAACCUAUAAUCAUGACUUCAAGUUUUUUGAAAGAAAAAGUGAUUCAUGAUAUGGUGAAACUUAAUAAUCUAGAUUCUUCUGAACUGAAGAAAUUAGUUGGAGAUGACAAUAUCUGUUGGGAACUGAUUAACUUAUUAGAACUUGAGCAUCAAAACCUUGUGAAUAUUUCUGAUUUAUGGAGAUUUCCAUGGCUGACUAAACUAGAGAUGCAGAGUAAUCUAAUCGAAAAGAUAGAAGGCUUAGAAACUUUGAAGCAUCUGAAAGUUUUGGAUUUGUCUUUCAAUUUUAUCAAGCAUAUUGAAGGUUUAGAAAAGCUUUUCAGUCUUACUCAUUUGAAUUUGACCUCAAACAAGAUUUCUGUCCUGGAAAAUUUGCAGCAGCUUCAUAGAUUGGAAAUGCUUUUAGUCAGACAUAAUAAAAUAAGCUCGUUUAGUAGUGUGUUACAUCUCUCACAGUUGCUGAAUUUAUAUUCAUUUGGAAUAGAAGGAAAUCUUCUGAUGAAUGAAGAUAAUUCACACUUACGAGUCCUUUCCAUCUUGCCACAACUCAAAAUACUGGAUUUUAAAGCUGUUACAAAGAAAAAUCUUGAAGAAGCAUUUGAAAAAUUUCCAAUAGCAAUAAAGAAACAUAAUCUAAGUGAUUUCACUUCUGCUUUGAAUCCUAAAUGUGAAAGCAAGAUUCCGAUACUUUGUGAAGUUAAAGUGUACCCAGAAGUCUAG
Messenger RNA from Uloborus diversus, 875 nucleotides. Its product is annotated as dynein regulatory complex subunit 3-like. Gene Ontology annotation, molecular function: protein binding. The record is from RefSeq and is a predicted model, not a curated record. The transcript has 7 exons. Lineage: Eukaryota; Metazoa; Arthropoda; Arachnida; Araneae; Uloboridae. The coding region runs from base 129 to 875 and encodes 248 amino acids.